Sinocyclocheilus anshuiensis is the source of this 4408-nucleotide messenger RNA. Its product is annotated as trithorax group protein osa-like. The transcript is spliced from 4 exons. The coding region runs from base 1 to 2466 and encodes 821 amino acids. NCBI's taxonomy places the organism in Eukaryota, Metazoa, Chordata, Actinopteri, Cypriniformes, Cyprinidae. The record is from RefSeq and is a predicted model, not a curated record.
AUGGCGCGUUAUAUAAAGGCAUUUUAUACGUCUUUCCAGCACGUGCAUACUAGAAUGGCGUAUGGGAAAAUACGGGAGCGUCUGAUCCUUAUACUAAGUUCUUUCACAUGCAUUACUUUAGUGCAGUGCAGACAUGUGCUACAAUUGUCUGAAAAUGAAAAAGCAAAUGAUGAUGGUGAAUUUAUAUCGGAACAACAUAUGUUUGACCACGACCGAUAUGAGUCUUUACCUGAUUUUGAGUACCUAGGUGAUGACGCCAUUGUCUCAGGGCAAGUCAGUUCUUCUGAAGCAGCCUGGUAUGCCAUGUCUCCAAGUUUGAGGUGUGGUGAUGAUCUUAUGAAGUUGCAGCUCAGUGGUCCUGAAGUAGCACAAGUUGAGCUUUGUCGAGAUAAUGGGGCACCUGUUCCCCUCAAUGAGUUGCCACUUCACUGUGGAUACACCAUACCAACUUAUGGAGGUCUUAUCUAUGCUACCCCCUAUGAUGGAUGUGGUGUUGCACAACAGGGCGGGAGUUAUGUAAUGCAGAUGCAAUUGCAGGGAAAUGGUGCAGUCAUUUCUUGUCCUAUGACCUCUACAACUGCAAACGAAACCUUCCUAAGACCUCAUUCUCCUUCAUAUCAGCAGAUUCUGCUGUCUCCCCUUUAUCCUGAUAAAUUUACUCCAAUAACUAUGCCAGAACUACCUACAGCACUCCACAAGAUUCCACAAGAGUUUUGGCCUUACUACUACCCUCGUUACCAUUAUACUGGCAAGGGUUAUCCCACAGCUGAGCCAUCAGAGGAAACUUCUACAGAUGACCAAGCACCACACCAGAAACCUCAAUUUCCAAAGCACCCCCAUAUGAUGUGGCCAUAUCCCUACUCUCAUUCCCAUUAUCCUGGCAAGGGUUAUCCCACAGCUGAACCAGCAGAAGAACCUUCUGCAGAUGCCCAAGCACCAAACCAGAAACCUCAAUUUCCAAAGCACCCCCAUAUGAUGUGGCCAUAUCCCUACUCUCAUUCCCAUUAUCCUGGCAAGGGUUAUCCCACAGCUGAACCAGCAGAAGAACCUUCUGCAGAUGCCCAAGCACCAAACCAGAAACCUCAAUUUCCAAAGCACCCCCAUAUGAUGUGGCCAUAUCCCUAUUCCCAUUAUCCUGGCAAGGGUUAUCCCACAGCUGAGCCAGCGGAGGAGUCCUCUACAGAUGGCCAAGCACCAAACCAGAAGCCUCAAUUUCCAAAGCACCCCCAUAUGAUGUGGCCAUAUCCCUAUUCCCAUUAUCCUGGCAAGGGUUAUCCCACAGCUGAGCCAGCGGAGGAGUCCUCUACAGAUGGCCAAGCACCAAACCAGAAGCCUCAAUUUCCAAAGCACCCCCAUAUGAUGUGGCCAUAUCCCUAUUCCCAUUAUCCUGGCAAGGGUUAUCCCACAGCUGAGCCAGCGGAGGAGUCCUCUACAGAUGGCCAAGCACCAAACCAGAAGCCUCAAUUUCCAAAGCACCCCCAUAUGAUGUGGCCAUAUCCCUAUUCCCAUUAUCCUGGCAAGGGUUAUCCCACAGCUGAGCCAGCGGAGGAGUCCUCUACAGAUGGCCAAGCACCAAACCAGAAGCCUCAAUUUCCAAAGCACCCCCAUAUGAUGUGGCCAUAUCCCUAUUCCCAUUAUCCUGGCAAGGGUUAUCCCACAGCUGAGCCAGCGGAGGAGUCCUCUACAGAUGGCCAAGCACCAAACCAGAAGCCUCAAUUUCCAAAGCACCCCCAUAUGAUGUGGCCAUAUCCCUAUUCCCAUUAUCCUGGCAAGGGUUAUCCCACAGCUGAGCCAGCGGAGGAGUCCUCUACAGAUGGCCAAGCACCAAACCAGAAGCCUCAAUUUCCAAAGCACCCCCAUAUGAUGUGGCCAUAUCCCUAUUCCCAUUAUCCUGGCAAGGGUUAUCCCACAGCUGAGCCAGCGGAGGAGUCCUCUACAGAUGGCCAAGCACCAAACCAGAAGCCUCAAUUUCCAAAGCACCCCCAUAUGAUGUGGCCAUAUCCCUAUUCCCAUUAUCCUGGCAAGGGUUAUCCCACAGCUGAGCCAGCGGAGGAGUCCUCUACAGAUGGCCAAGCACCAAACCAGAAGCCUCAAUUUCCAAAGCACCCCCAUAUGAUGUGGCCAUAUCCCUAUUCCCAUUAUCCUGGCAAGGGUUAUCCCACAGCUGAGCCAGCGGAGGAGUCCUCUACAGAUGGCCAAGCACCAAACCAGAAGCCUCAAUUUCCAAAGCACCCCCAUAUGAUGUGGCCAUAUCCCUAUUCCCAUUAUCCUGGCAAGGGUUAUCCCACAGCUGAGCCAGCGGAGGAAUCUUCUACAGAUGUCCAAGCACCAAACCAGAACCCUCAAUUCCCAAAGCAACCCCAUAUGAUGUGGCCAUAUUCCCAUUAUCCUGGCAAGGGUCAUCCCACAACUGAGCCAGCGGAGGAGUCCUCUACAGAUGGCCAAGCACCAAACCAGAAGCCUUAAUUUCCAAAGCACCCCCAUAUGAUGUGGCCAUAUCCCUUCUCUCAUUCCCAUUAUCCUGGAAAGGGUUAUCCCACAGCCGAGCCAGCGGAGGAAUCUUCUACAGAUGUCCAAGCACCAAACCAGAACCCUCAAUUUCCAAAGCACCCCCAUAUGAUGUGGCCAUAUCCCUACUCUCAUUCACAAUAUCCUGUCAAGGGUUAUCCCACAGCUAAGCCAGCGGAGGAGUCCUCUACAGAUGGCCAAGCACCAAACCAGAAGCCUCAAUUUCCAAAGCACCCCCAUAUGAUGUGGCCAUAUCCCUACUCUCAUUCCCAUUAUCCUGGCAAGGGUUAUCCCACAGCCGAGCCAGCGGAGGAAUCUUCUACAGAUGUCCAAGCACCAAACCAGAAGCCUCAAUUUGCAAAGCACCCCCAUAUGAUGUGGCCAUAUCCCUUCUCUCAUUCCCAUUAUCCUGGAAAGCGUUAUCCCACAGCUGAGCCAGCGGAGGAGUCCUCUACAGAUGGCCAAGCACCAAACCAGAACCCUCAAUUUCCAAAGCGCCCCCAUAUGAUGUGGCCAUAUCCCUACUCUCAUUCCCAUUAUCCUGGAAAGCGUUAUCCCACAGCUGAGCCAGCGGAGGAGUCCUCUACAGAUGGCCAAGCACCAAACCAGAACCCUCAAUUUCCAAAGCGCCCCCAUAUGAUGUGGCCAUAUCCCUACUCUCAUUCCCAUUAUCCUGGAAAGCGUUAUCCCACAGCUGAGCCAGCGGAGGAGUCCUCUACAGAUGGCCAAGCACCAAACCAGAACCCUCAAUUUCCAAAGCGCCCCCAUAUGAUGUGGCCAUAUCCCUACUCUCAUUCCCAUUAUCCUGGAAAGCGUUAUCCCACAGCUGAGCCAGCGGAGGAGUCCUCUACAGAUGGCCAAGCACCAAACCAGAACCCUCAAUUUCCAAAGCGCCCCCAUAUGAUGUGGCCAUAUCCCUACUCUCAUUCCCAUUAUCCUGGAAAGCGUUAUCCCACAGCUGAGCCAGCGGAGGAGUCCUCUACAGAUGGCCAAGCACCAAACCAGAAGCCUCAAUUUCCAAAGCACCCCCAUGUGAUGUGGCCAUAUCCCUACUCCCUUCCCCAUUAUCCUGGCAAGGGUUAUCCCACAGCCGAGCCAGCGGAGGAAUCUUCUACAGAUGUCCAAGCACCAAACCAGAAGCCUCAAUUUGCAAAGCACCCCCAUAUGAUGUGGCCAUAUCCCUUCUCUCAUUCCCAUUAUCCUGGUAAGGGAUAUCCCACAGUUGAGCCAGCGGAGGAGUCUUCUACAGAUGUCCAAGCACCAAACCAGAACCCUCAAUUUCCAAAACAGCCCCAUAUGAUGUGGCCAUAUUACUACCCCGAUUAUCAUGGCAAACCAACUCCCACUUUGAAACCAGCUCCAGCCAUGGCCGCUUCUGCCCCACCAGAUUCACCCUCAAUAACCCAGAAACCGCAACCCCUAGUGUACCCUGGAAGUCUAUUCCCUCAGCAUAGCCAUUACCCUCUUUAUUUGCAACAGUUUUAUCCACAAUACCCAGUGCAGCCUCCGAAAACCCCUACCGCAUCACCUAUAACCACCACUCCUCAACCCUGUACUACAACUGCAGCUGCGGAAUGCAAACCUUCUGCCAACCAGCCUCCCAAAGAGCCACCCCGAUAUUAUAAACCACCCAAUUAUACGAGUUAUGAAAAAGACCCCUUCGCUCUUAAAUUUGUGUAUUUUUCCGAAUUGGAUCCCAAGUCUUUCCCAUGAAAUUAAUGAGGACUGAGGAUAGCUAUUUAGAAUUAGGUUGGUAAUGUGCUGCAUGUGACUUUGAGAAAGAUUGCCUCCUGAUUUAAUGCUAAUAUGUUGUGUAUGGGGUGACUGCAAAAAGUGACUCCUGCUCAUUCAUUUUGUCCUUUGUUCUCUCAAACGAUUCAAUAAAUCAAAUGUGGUCAAA